This is a messenger RNA of Magnolia sinica, 3749 nucleotides long. RefSeq names its product E3 ubiquitin-protein ligase WAV3-like. The transcript is spliced from 2 exons. The coding region runs from base 1571 to 3562 and encodes 663 amino acids. The record is from RefSeq and is a predicted model, not a curated record. Lineage: Eukaryota; Viridiplantae; Streptophyta; Magnoliopsida; Magnoliales; Magnoliaceae.
GUUUUGGACGUUAACUUGCCCUCUCCGUCAAUCAUUUUCUCAAGACCACGUUAAGUAUAGCAGGGAGAUACAAAGCGAAGGUGGGCCACACCACACAAAACAGUGGGAAUCCAAUGCCUACCAUUGGAAACUUUGUGGUGCAAGAGAAAUUUUGUAUGGGGAUGAUAUUUGUAGCUAUAGUUUAUUGGAAUGGUAAUAACCCUAUGAACGGUUUGGAUGGCAUACAAACAUCAUGCUUGGCUCUAGAAGGUUUCAACUGUGGGCUUUUUUGUUGUAACUGUUUCAUGUGAUGUGGCCCACCUGAGUUUUUGGUCUGCACUAUUUUUUGGAUAUCUGUUGUAUUGUGGUCUUGUGAAAGUGAUGGACAGAGUGGAUGUGGAUUUGUCACGGGCAUAUCUAUGGGCGCCACAUAGCUUCCGACCACAGGAACUUUCAGUGGCCGGCUCGGUUUCUGGACUCAUGUAAUGAAAUGAGUUGACCAAAUGGAUAGGUGACGUAGAUGUCUCCAGGAGAACAUGGCGGUGACGUCUUUCCCACCAAUUGACGAAUUUACACUCGUAGAAGAUCAUGACGCAAACACGUGCAACAAAUCAGAGCUUUCUAUCAGGUGACAUGAAUUGACCGAAUACAUGCCGUAGAAGAUCCGCAGAUGAGCACGUGUUGCAAACCUGAGACUCCCAUCCGGUGGGCCACAUGGUUUCAAUCAGCUGCGCUAGGUAACUGAAUGUUUCACUUAUAAAAUGGGCCAUUGCUCGGAACAAAUUUAGAGGGCUAGAAGAAACGCUGUAGCCCACCUGGUUAAUGAAACGGACGUGGAUUAGGUACUACGAGAGACUGCCGUGAUGUAUGGAUUUCAUCCACACCUUUCCGUCCAUUUUUUAUUUCAUAUAAUUUUAAAUUAUGAACCCCAAAAUAAGGAAGAUUCAAUGCUCGAGUAGACCACACAGUGGAGAUUAAAUUCAUACCAUUAAGAAAUUCUUGGGGACCAUGGAAGUUUUGAAUUAAGAUGAUAUCUGUUUUUUCACUUCAUGGGGGUGUAUAUGACCAUAUCAACAGGUUUGAUGGCAAAGAAACAACACCGCGGGCCUUAAGAAGGUUUAAAUGGUGGGUAUUUUAGCACCGCUGCUUCCUGUGGUGUGGUCUACUGGAACCUUGGAUCUGCCGUAAAUUUUGGGCUAAUAAUAAAAAAUGAUAUGGAAAAAAUGGAUGGACGGUGUGGAUAAAAUCCAUACAUCAUGGUAGCCCCUCGGUCCCAAGCUCUGAAGAGGCAGGGGUAGUACGUAAUCCACGGGCAGUGGGGUUCAUAGAAAGUAAAGUUGACUUGAUAUUUCGGCCGGUUGGGAUAACUUUGAAGACGCGAUUUGAUAUUUUAAUAGUAUUUAAUGAAUAAUUGUUGGAAAUAGAACAAGUAGACUCCCAAUGGGACAGCUUGAAAUCUCGUCUGAGUCGACCCACAGAGUUUUACAACUAUUUGCUAGGGUUCACCUGGUGAGCACCUGGCUCGCUCCAAUCCUGCACGCCUGCUCCUAGGUUGCACGUGCCAGGAGAUUCCUCUUUCAAACAGUGGAAAAUGACGCAAAAUAUCCGUGGAAAAGCUCAUCAAAAGAAAACGUGCGCCAUAUGCUUAGGCAGCAUGAAACCUGGUCAAGGACGCGCCCUUUUCACAGCUGAGUGCUCCCACUCCUUCCACUUCAGCUGCAUUGCCUCCUGCAUCAAGCACGGCAACCACCUCUGCCCCAUCUGCCGCUCCCACUGGAAUGAAAUCCCCUGCCAAGCCCCCGUCAUUGUCUCCUCUGAACCUACUGUUGCCCUGUCCCAAUCCAACAGCCGUGCUCGUGUUAGCCCUCUCGACAAUGUCCACCAUGCUCUCCAAUCCACCCUACCCCAUCACCAGCACCUCCUUCACACUAUAUCACUGUCCGAACCUCCCCACUUCGACGAUGAUGAGCCCCUCCUUACCCCCACCCUGUCCAUGAUCAACCCCUCAUUGCAAUGCCAAGAUGCAACAAUCAAUGCCUUCCCCGAAUUCCCAGCAGUCCCGGCCUCCCAGUCCUGUCCUGGGUUCACUGUCCUAGUCAGCCUCCGUGCCCCACCCCCCUGUCAUCAAGACCGCACCCCGAUAGACCUCGUCAUGGUGGUUGAUGUCAGCGCAAGCAUGGCGGGCAUCAAGCUCACACUCCUCAAGCGCGCCCUUGUGUUUGUCAUCCACCACCUUGGCCCUACUGACCGUAUCUCUGUUGUCUUCUUCUCAUCAUCUGCGUGGCGGCUCUUCCCCCUCUGCCGGAUGACUGACGAAGGCCGGGACAGAGCAAUCCAGGCUAUCAAUUCACUGAGGCCAGGUGGGGGGACCAACAUUGUUGAAGGACUGCGGAAAGGCGUCCGGGUUCUUGAGGAGCGGCAGCAGAAGAACCCCGUCUCAAGCGUCAUCCUCCUCUCUGAUGGCAGGGACACGCACAACACUGAUAACAGCAAUCCUCGCCGGAACACACAGACAUGGGGUUUGAAUUCAGAGCGUGUAUUGGACUACCUGAACUUCUUGCCGCCUUCCAUCCGUCAUGGCAAUCAUGACAGCAUUGGGGCCCAUGGGCACCCAAUACCUGUCCACACAUUUGGGUUUGGCACUGACCAUGAUGCGCCAGCCAUGCACGCGAUUUCAGAUGUAUCAGGCGGCAUGUUUUCUUUCAUAGAGGCCGAGUGUGUCAUACAGGAUGCCUUUGCUCGGUGCAUUGGAGGCCUACUCAGUGUCGUGGUCCAGGAGCUGCGGCUCACCCUGAGUUCGGCUUCAUCCGGUGUUGUCAUUGACAGGGUACCUGCAGGGAACUACUUGAGUGAAGUCUCUGAUCAGGGCCGGCAUGCCAUCGUCAAAGUUGGAGAUUUGUAUGCUGAUGAGGCGAAAGAUUUCCUUGUCCAUGUCUCAGUUCCUUUCCAUUCGUCUGAGAGUGGGCCUGAUGUGAUCACACCGCUGUUGACCAUCCGGUGCUCAUACAAGCACCCAUUGUCACAGGAAACAAUACAGGUAGAGGGUGAAAUGGUAAAAAUCCACCGCCCGACGAGUCCAACAUCUGAAGAUCAGAUGGUGUGCUUGGAGGUGGACCGACAGCGGAACCGCUUGUUGGUAGCAGAAGCGAUCGCUGAGGCACAAGCAUUGGCUGAGGAGGGUAAUUUUGAGAAGGCGCAGAUGGUGCUUGCGAACCGAAGGCUGAUGCUCUUGGCUUCAGCAUCGGCCCAAGCUGGGGAUCUGCUCUGCAAUUGGCUUGAAGCCGAGCUGAAGGAGAUAAGGGAGCGGAUGGCGAGCCAGGAGCUGUAUGAAGAGUCAGGCCGGGCUUAUGUACUGUCAGGCUUGAGCUCGCACUCGUGGCAACGGGCCACGACCAGGGGAGAUACGACAAUCCUGGUACCUGCAGCCAGGGACACCCAUGGGCUGAGCAUGAGUGGCCCAAUUGGGUAUGAGACACCGUCAAUGGCGAACAUGGUGACGAGAUCACAGACCCUUAAUUUUUUCGUGCCAGAGCAGGAGCCGGUCGGGACGCUGCACCGGUCAUGCAGCUUGAAUCCACGGUGAUGCUGGUGAUCCAAUAGGUCCUCUAGUUUCUUGUUGGAUUGGACAUGAAUGAGUUUUGGAGGGUGUUGUAUAUGGCAAUGGCAGUAGCAGUAGCUGUAUUAAAAUGGAAUUUCUCACUCUGUUUUUAGUGUAUGAUUGAUUUUGUUAGUUUUUUAGGGCAACUCAAUUCUAAGGGAAGGAUUUGCUA